GUAAACCCAAAGGACAACAAAACGAAGCAUAUUCCGAUGGUAGCAAAUAAUAUGUCAAACGGUCUAUCUGUAUAAAUAGAACUCUCGGUUUUGCAAGUAAGGGACAUCCAAACACAGCAUAAAGCUCUUUUCACUUAGGCUCAAAACUUUUAUUGCUUGUAACAAUGAAGGAUCUUGAUCCAACUUACAUCCAAGCACCAGAGCAUAGAAGAGAUUCGAAUUUCAUCCCUAACCAACCCGAAGAAAUACGUGUGAUUGAUCUCUCGCGCCUCGAUGAUCCCGAAGAUGUCCAAAACGUUAUCGCAGAGAUCGGUGACGCCUGUGAGAAAUGGGGAUUUUUUCAGGUCAUUAAUCAUGGUGUGCCUUUGGACGCAAGACAACGUGUGGAGAAGACUGUGAAGACGUUUUUCGAUUUGCCAAGGGAAGAAAAAAUAAAGGUGAAGAGAGACGAGGUGAAUCAAGUAGGGUAUCACGAUGGUGAACACACGACAAACGUUAAAGAUUGGAAAGAAGUGUUCGAUAUGUAUUUCAAAAACCCAGUGGUUAUUCCUUCUUCCACUGAUCCUGAAGACGAAGGUAUAAGGCUUGUUUACAACAAGUGGCCUCAGUUUCCUUCUGAUUUAAGGGAAGCAUGUGAAGAAUAUGCAAGACACGCUGAGAAAUUAGCGUUCAAGCUCUUAGAACUAAUUUCAUUAAGCUUAGGCUUACCAAAAGAGCGUUUUCGUGAUUACUUCAAAGAACAAAUGAGCUUUUUCAGGAUAAAUCGUUAUCCACCAUGUCCAAGACCUGACCUAGCUUUAGGUGUUGGUCACCACAAAGACCCAGACGUGUUAGGUUUACUGGCUCAAGAUGAGGUUGGAGGAUUACAAGUGCGUCGUAGAUCGGACGGUGUUUGGUUUCCCAUUAGACCCGUCCCUAAUGCUCUUGUCAUCAAUUUAGGCAACUGUAUGGAGCUAUGGACGAAUGAUAAGUAUUGGAGCGCAGAGCAUAGAGUGGUGGUGAACACAACAAGAGAGAGAUAUUCCAUACCAUUCUUCUUGUUGCCUUCACAUGAUGUGGAAGUGAAGCCAUUAGAAGAGCUUGUGAGUCCUAAAAACCCUCCAAGGUACAAAGGCUAUAAAUGGGGUAAGUUCUACGCCAGUAGAAACAGAAGCAAUUUUCAAAACCAGGAUAUCGAAAACAUUCAAACUGAUGACUUCAAAGUUGUGAAAGAAUAGACUAUAUGUCAAUGAUUUUAUCUUUUACCAAUCAUAAUAAUCAAAUAAUGUGUGUGAGUGUGGAUUUGUGUCAGAACUAAUAAAUUUGAUAACUUCUGUGUAUUGGAAGUAGCAGGAUUUAAAUGUGAUAUAAGUUUUCUUUUCUUCU
Molecule: messenger RNA, 1365 nt
Organism: Camelina sativa (false flax)
Lineage: Eukaryota; Viridiplantae; Streptophyta; Magnoliopsida; Brassicales; Brassicaceae
Product: protein LATERAL BRANCHING OXIDOREDUCTASE 1
Source: RefSeq, a predicted model, not a curated record